Molecule: messenger RNA, 2358 nt
Organism: Anthostomella pinea
Lineage: Eukaryota; Fungi; Ascomycota; Sordariomycetes; Xylariales; Xylariaceae
Source: the annotation of a GenBank genome assembly
AUGGCCGACUCGAUCACUCCGCAGACGCCGCCGAGGAAGCUUUUCAAGCCCUCGAUCAAGACCAAGACGCCGACUCCAGUGAGACGGCCGCGAUCGGGCACUUCGACUUCAGCACAGUCGACGCGCUCCUUCGGUCAGCCUACGCGCCAGGCCGCGCCCAACUCCGCACAGAAGGGUACCCCUGACGCUCCACGGUCCGGGUCGGUCGCGUCGCAGUCCACAGGCUCGUUACGCAAACCCGCCCUCGAUGAUGUCGCCAAAUCUACAACCUUGGCCCCUCUCACCGACGCCUCAGAAGCUCCUUCGGGCAAGCUCGAUGACUACGCUGCCUCGGAUACCACUGGCGAUACACCCAUCGGCUUGGUCGACCAUGACGUCCUUACCCCCACCGACACGGCCAGUCGAAGCACCGACACCGGGGGCCCACUGUCUAGAAACACCUCGGACACUUUACAACGCACCACGUCUAGCUUCAAGGACAAGAUUGCUCGCGCGAAGGAAAACUCCAAGGACCCGAGUGACGCUGCAACUGGCGCUGCCGGUGGCGAGAGAGACGGCGGCUCGGACGCCAAAGAAUCAUCAUCGCAGAAUAUGACCGAUUCUCUCAAGAGCUUGGCUGGAAACGCCGACGGCCCCCUCGAGGACACGGCCAAUGAUCUGAUGGAGUCGAUGUCCAACUCAACCGAAAAACUGCCAUCGCCCUCCGAGAUGGCCAAGUUCUUCUCGGACCAAGGGCAUUCGGAGAUGAGCAGCUUUAUCCAAGCUCUACUCGAAAGCGCCUCAGAGGAGUCCUCCAAGGAUGCUGACGAGGGCGCAAACGAUGCUGGCGACAGUGCAAAGGGUGCUGGCGAUGGCGCAGACUCUACGAACGACUCGGCCAAAGCUGCCACAGAUCAGGCUGACCAAAGGCAUCCGGAGAUGAACAGCUUCAUCCAAGCUCUACUCGGAAAUGCCUCAGAGGACUCCUCAAAGGAUGCUGGCGAGGGCGCAAACUCUACAAACGACUUGGCCAAAGCUACCACAGAUCAGGCUGGCAAGAAUACUACUGGUGGCCUCACCGAUGUCUCACCCAACCCAAUGGAAGAAUUGCCUAACGACGACAACCUAGUCGCAGAGCCGAACGAGAGGGCGAAGCAAGCCAUUGGCGACACUGCUACCGAUGCAAAGCAGAAGGGAUCAGAUGGUAUAGAAUCGGACAAGGCGAGCUCGAGCGAGGCCAACAAUGAUGCUGCCAGUGCAGUCCAGGGCAAAGCGUCCGAUGUCUCGAAGAAGGCUGAAGGUGCCACAAACAACGCGAAUGGCAGUGGACCCGGCGUUGCGCCGACCAACAAAGUGGGCGAACCUGAUACCUCCAGUAUCUCUGAAAAGGCGCAAGUUGCCGCACCGAAGAAAUUGAACUGGCAGCCGCGCAAACGGCAAGCUUCACAGGCCACCAAAGCCUCCGACAGUGCCAAGGGAGCAGCAAUGGGUUCCAAACCCAACACACCCAACGGCGCUUCAGGAGCUACGCAAAGCGCAGACAACAUGGGUCAACCCGCGCAUAUCCAACGACGCAUCGACAUUCCCUUGCAACGCUCCGAUAAGGGUGCGAACGGCACUGCCGAGGCUGCCAAGCCCGGAAUGGGCAACAGCACGAACAGCCUUGGUGACGUCAAGGACCUACCGGGCACGGAUGACCUGUACAGUCCAGAUGAUCUCGACGAUCUCCCGAACGGCGAGUCCCAGGACCCACCAGAAGAGAUCCUGGACCCGUCGGUACAUUCUUCUUCAAAUAUUACGCCCAUUCCCCAAAUCCCAAAAGUUGCCUCGAUCGGUUCACAGCCUCCUCUCGACCUUGCGCGCCUCGCCCGCGGGCUUGGCGGCCACACCGUUGAUGAUGUCGGAAACAUCGUAAACGAGUCGGGCAAAGUUCUUGGGCACGCGACCGGUGACCUACCAGCAAUGGUGGGGAAGAAGGUCUCGGAUGACGGUGAGGUGUACGGGAAUGAUGGAGACGUUGUUGGCUACGUGUCCGAGAACUUCACAGAGCCGCCGCCACCUGCGGACAUACCGAGUGAAGCGCUGGGCGGACUGAAGGUCGAUCACGAAGGCAACAUAUUGGACUCGGAGGGCAACAUCAUCGGACAGUUCCAUCAAAAGCCAGGAGCAAACGGCGCGCUGCCACCAUUCGCGAAUUCAGGUCAAACCGGCGCUAAGAAGCCGGGCGACGAACCUGCCCAGGAGUCGAAGCCGAGCGUAAAUGCUCACACGGGGGGAAGCCCGUCAGACAUCUUCCUGGAUGUCAAAUCUACGAAUGACGGCAUACAAUUGACGAUCCGCAUCCCUACCACAUUUUCGAAGCCGCCAAAGGGUUCAUGA